Messenger RNA from Eubalaena glacialis (North Atlantic right whale), 1568 nucleotides. RefSeq names its product src kinase associated phosphoprotein 1 (gene SKAP1). The record is from RefSeq and is a predicted model, not a curated record. The coding region runs from base 76 to 1188 and encodes 370 amino acids. Gene Ontology annotation, molecular function: protein binding. The transcript has 13 exons. Gene Ontology annotation, cellular component: cytoplasm; plasma membrane. Lineage: Eukaryota; Metazoa; Chordata; Mammalia; Artiodactyla; Balaenidae.
GCCCCGCGACGCCGGCGACAGAGGGCCAGGUGCCGCUGCAGCCCGCCCGCUCGGCCCUCUCCCGCCGCCCGCCACAUGCAGGCCGCCGCCGCCCUCCCCGAGGAGAUCCUCUGGCUCCUGGAAGAUACUGAGGAGUUCCUGGGAGAAGUUUUGCAGAAUGAGAACCUCAGUGCUGGUGCAAGGGACAACAGAGACCAUAUUCUACGGGGCUUGCAGCAAAUCAAAGCUAGGUACUUUUGGAAUUUUCAGCCCCAAGGGGGAGACCAAGCUGAAAAUUACCUUGGACAGGACAGCUCCGAUGAUAAUCACAGUGGAACUCAUGGCCCUUCUCUCACAUCAGAUGCACCUUUUUUGUCAGAUUAUCAGGAUGAGGGAAUGGAAGACAUCACAAGAGGAGCUCAAGAGCUUGAUAAUAUCAUCAAGCAAGGAUACUUAGAGAAGAAAAGCAAAGAUCAUAGUUUCUUUGGAUCAGAGUGGCAGAAGCGAUGGUGUGUUGUCAGCAGAGGCCUCUUCUACUACUAUGCUAAUGAGAAAAGCAAGCAGCCCAAAGGGACCUUUCUUAUUAAGGGCUACAGUGUACGGAUGGCUCCCUACCUGCGAAAAGAUGCCAAGAAAGAAUCCUGCUUUGAGCUGACCUCCCAGGAUAGGCGCAGCUAUGAGUUUACAGCUUCUAAUCCAGCUGAGGCCAGAGACUGGGUGGAUCAAAUAAGUUUCUUGUUAAAGGACCUGAGCUCCUUAACCAUUCCAUGUGAAGAGGAGGAGGAAGAGGAGGAAGAAGGGGAGAAAGAGGAAGAGGAAGAGACAUAUGAUGAUAUCGAUGGUUUUGACUCCUCAAAUUCUGAUUCCCAAAGCAGACCCAUUAUCUUGCAUGGGAGUGUGGGGCUCAAAGAGCCCAUGGAGGAGAAAGAAGAAGAUAUUUAUGAAAUCUUACCAGAUGAAGAGCAUGAUCUAGAAGAGGAUGAGAGUGGCACUCAACAAAAAGGAGUGGACUAUGCCAAUUAUUAUCAGGGCCUAUGGGAUUGCCAUGGUGACCAGCCAGCCGAACUGUCCUUCCAACGGGGUGACCUCAUCCGCAUUCUGAGCAAGGAAUAUAACAUGUAUGGCUGGUGGGUUGGAGAACUGAACAGCCUCAUUGGGAUUGUUCCAAAGGAGUAUCUCACCACCGCCUUUGAAGUGGAAGAAAGAUGAAGCCCAGGACACAUAUCCUUCUCUCUACCCUGCCUUUACGAAGAAACUGAUGAUCAAGAGCUCCCGCUCCCUAUCCCAGCCAGCCCACCAACAUCAUGGGCUCUCCCCUGUACAGAAGAGACCCAAGUCUCUGACACCCACCGUGUAGUAACUGUAAACCACCAAUGAGACAAGUGAGAAGAGGCAUCUUCAGCAGACCUGUUACUAAACCUGCCUCCUCAUAGCUGAGCCCAUCUCUAAACAUCUCCACAUACCCACUUCUGCCUUUUCCACAGGCUUGUCACAGAGAAGGUGAGAGAGAGAGAAACCUUUGGAGGAAGAAGUUGCUGGUUGCUUUGGCUGGUUUGAAAAGCACGAAUAAACCUCAGAUUUGGUUCCUU